Molecule: messenger RNA, 314 nt
Organism: Racocetra fulgida
Lineage: Eukaryota; Fungi; Glomeromycota; Glomeromycetes; Diversisporales; Gigasporaceae
Source: the annotation of a GenBank genome assembly
AGCAAUUAGAAAGUAAGAAAAUAUUUAACCGAGAAGAAAUAGAAAACCACCUUAUCGAAAAAUUAGGAGAACCGAACAACGAACUCCAACACAACCUACUUUUUGAACUAGUAAAAAAAAUUAGUGCUUAUUAUGCUCCCGAAACCAAACAAUCGAACACGACUUAUUCUUGCCUGGGUUUGGUUUCGGAAAUAGUAGAAAAGAGAUUUAAAGAAGGCAAAAGGAGAGGGCAAGUAUUUUACACGCUCAAACUAGGAGAACCCAAGGGAGAGAAGUUCCGAGCCUUACAAGAAGAUUUACCCCCUGCCAAAUGA